AAAUUAUUAUUAUUAUUAUUAUUGAAAUCGGAUGUGUGAACUGUCAGCUGGUUGUGGUGACGAAGGUGCUGUCAACAUUGGUAUCCACACGCUGUGUUUUACGGAUAUCAUUAGUUUUCCGUUAUUUGUGGCCCAGGUUGUAUCUUAUCUCAACUGGUAAACGAUUCAAGAAUAUGUAAUGCGUAACAGGAUUAACUAUUCCAGUACGCUGGCAAUUCCAAAAUUAUUUGAACCGUACUUGAAAGGGCAUUGGAAUGAAACGUCCCUUCCAUAACUUGCCCUUUCCGGCCUGCCAAAUUUUUGCUAGAAUGUGUUAUGUUAGAAUUGCCAUGCCGCUAUCUGGUCGUGAUGCCGUAGUACUUUGUGUGUUGGUGUGCUGUGUGCCAGUGCAGUACUGGCUGACACAGCGCUCAUCUAUUACUCCAGACCAGCGGGCAAUCGAGAUGUACAGGCUGGUUAAGCAGGCCCACACCCUGUCACAAAAAUGGCUCACAUCAUCAUCAUGGAGGGAGUGGCUUAUUGGUGUUCAACAAAAAUAUAUGGUUAACGAUUAUAGCCAUUGGUAUAACUUGGAUGAUGAUGAUCCACUUGGGGAGUGUCCUGCUGUUGAAGUAUGGAACUAUCGUAAUCCUGAUGGUGCUUUUGGUAUGUCUCCAAAACCACGCAACAUUCGCCCACAGGGAUUGAAGUGGCGCAUUGGCCAAGUUGUAAAACAUAACCUCUGGGGCUAUAAGGCUGUGAUUAUUGGCUGGGAUCCUAAGUCUAAGGCACCAGAGGAGUGGAUAAGCAAAAUGCAUCAAGAUAACAAACACUGGAAAGAGCAGCCCAAUUAUGCUCUGCUAGUCGACACCGGAGAUCGUGAGGCAGCACAAAUUACGUAUGUUCCCCAGGAGAAUAUAUCUCCAAUUCUAAAUCACGAGGUAAAACAUCCAGACCUGAACCAGUACUUUGAUUUCUACGACGGUGCUCAAUAUAUUCCAGGCCCGUGGUUGCGAGCUAUUUAUCCCAGAGACUGAUUCUAGCAAAGGAAGUUGGUAGCAAAAAUGAUUCCAUUAAGUUAACGAAGUUCACAUUGUGUUUAUAAAUUUGUAAAUUGGAUUAACCUCUGGAGUAAGAGGAAUUUGACACAUCAAAUAAACUAUAGAAAAAAUAAGACUAUAUUUUGAUUAAUAAUAAUCAUAUUACUUUGAACAUUCCCUAUUACUUCAUUCAUUGUUUUACUGUGAUACUGAUUUAUUGGGAGUUUAGAUGUAAUCUCACUUAUGUUAUUGGUAAAAUGAUAUAUUAGUACAUAUUUUGUUUAAUGGAUAACAUCUCAUUUACUUCUACCAAAACAUUGAGUUCAUUGUCUGAUAAGUGUGGAGAGACUCAGGUAACUCAUCUUGGGCUGCAGAUAGGUGCACAAAUUCAAUUCCCGUUUAACUGCAUAGGUAGGUAUUGUACUGACAAUUGAAUCAAUUGUGGAUAGGUAGGUAAAUUGUACAGAUGAAGCCAUUAUUUUGGCAGCUGAAUAUUGACUUAGCCACUCAGCUAACUUUAUUACUGCUUGCAGUAUACAUUCACACAGGUCACUUUACUUGUCAUUUCAUCCAUUAAUCUUGUAUACAGCAGGAUGAAGAUAAAUGAUCUGACAAUUUGUGUUUGAUCACUGGCAAUGAACCAAUUGCAUGCCACAGUUGAUGAUGUAUGCCAUCACUCUUUCAUUAAGAUUAAACACUAUUGGACCUGGCUGGUAACUGGAUAGGUGACUGUACAAAGAGCCUCGCUCUAGGAUGGUGGGGAACUACUAUAACAAUGGUAUACCAUACCAUUCAAAGUUUUUUUUAUUUGCACCUUGAUGACAUGUGAUAUAAGAUACAAAGAUCCUUCCAUAAUGACUUGUAAACCUUCCAUAUCAGUGCAUUGAAAAUAUUAGACAAAUUAUAUUAAUCGAAACUGCAAGACAAAAUCUCAAGCUAUAUUUUCUGGGGGAACUGGGGCUCCUCCAGAAAAAGGUGUUUCAUUACAGUCAGCACUUAGUUUUUAGUUUAUGUCUAAGAUAUUACAUAUAUUUUGAAAAGUAUAAUUUAGUCUAAUGAUGUUACAUACAUUCUUGAGGAAGGUGCAGUCUUACAUUUCUCUUGUGUGUGAUAGAAUAUUGGAAGUUAAGUAUCUCUAGGAUCCUUUAAAAUGAAAUGUGACGAAUUUUAUAAUAUGGCAGAAGCACAAGGUUUCAACUCUGUAGAUAUAAAAAAAAAAAGAAUGUACAAAUAUAUUUUAACCAUAUCUUGUCAUUCUUUAAAUAGCACCUUCAAGAUUCGUAAAGAAAUGUGUUGAGUAUUAUUUACCUGUGAUUAAAUAUUGUUUAAAUACAGUCGUGCACCUCUAAUAUUUUCAUAAGAUAUGGUAGGUAUAUGGCAGAUUUUUCUGCUUACAUAAUGCCAAAGGCCAUUCAUAAUGGCCUACCAUGUGGCAUACCAUAAUGCUAUUCCUUUGGUUAUGGUUUUCAGUGUGUUAAAUGAUAUGAGAGAGUAGCUGUGCUUAAUUUGAUAAAAAUAUUUGGUACAGUUUUUAUUAUUAUUAAUACACUCUUAAUAAGUUUUAAUGAAGAGAUUCCAUGAUUGUCAUUUUGAGAAAAAACUCUUGAAAAUAUUCUGGAUUAAUAUCAUGGUGAAUUUCUGCAUUGUAUGAGACAGUAGUAGAAUCAUUCAACUCGGAAGUGCUGGCUGUAAAUAUUUUGUGAGAACAGUUUUCACUGAGUAAAUGUGUAAUUUUGUUGUGUUGGAUUGAAAAUUUUUGUCUAUUUUCUUGCUAAUGGUCCUUAUGUUACCUACAUUCAUUUCGUUUUAUUUUAUGAUGUAACUUAAUAUCCAGUUCAGUAUCCGAUUUAAUAUAUUUGUGGGAUCCUUUAUCUUAAUAUUCUGACUUUAUUUACUUUUGCUUACUUUAUUUAAUUAUUUCCUUUCAUAUAUACACACUGAAUGAGCCCUCACUUAUUUUGUUCAUAAAGUUGUUCACUUUAACAUUGCUUUCAGAUCUUUGAGCAUUGAAAAGAAUCACAAUAACCAAUGAAUAAUGGUAUGCAGAACAUAUUUUUUUGUAUCGAUGAACUUACUGUAAAUAUGAAAGAAUAUGUAAAGCAUUUAAAUGACUUGUGUUACAGGUACUAGUAUCUACAGUCACUAAAUAUGUUUUAUUUAAAAAAAGUAUACUUGAUGAUUGUACUACAAUUGUUGUCUACCAGUUGUUUGAGGCCUGGUCGAUGACCGGGCCGCGGGGACGCUAAGCCCCGGAAGCACCUCAAGGUAACCUCAAGGUACCAUGAUAUUUAUCUUGUAUAUGGGUGUUGUCCAGAGCUAGUAUAUUUGUUUAGGAUAUGUAAUUAUGAUCAUAUUUAGAGUAUAGGGUUCAAAUUAAUGCACUGUGAUAUGAGAAAGUUUGCUUGGCAAGUUUCUGCUAGAUUUUAAUUGACUUGGAGAAUUUAUCUUGUUUAGGUUAAUAUUUAAAUGUUGUGUAUAUUUUAUUAUAUUUAUAAGCUAAAUAUUUUUUGGAAAAUGUUCUUGUUCCUCUUUUUUUGCAACAUAAAUCAUAGAAGUGCUAGUAUCAUGUUUGGGUUUGUAAAAACAAUUUCUUAUUUGUUUGUCAUUGGUUCUGCAUUUGUUGGGUAUAUAUUUACAAUUAGUAAAUAAUUUUAAUAAAUCUAAUGACUUGAA
Molecule: messenger RNA, 3692 nt
Organism: Procambarus clarkii (red swamp crayfish)
Lineage: Eukaryota; Metazoa; Arthropoda; Malacostraca; Decapoda; Cambaridae
Molecular function (GO): DNA binding
Source: RefSeq, a predicted model, not a curated record